Molecule: messenger RNA, 379 nt
Organism: Blastocystis hominis
Lineage: Eukaryota; Bigyra; Opalinata; Blastocystidae
Exons: 5
Coding region: 20-352 (110 amino acids)
Biological process (GO): cytoplasmic translation
Cellular component (GO): ribosome
Molecular function (GO): RNA binding; structural constituent of ribosome
Source: RefSeq, a predicted model, not a curated record
UCAGCUAGAAGUUGAAACUAUGUCCACUCCUGCCAAGAAGAUCGAGUUCACCAUUGAUUGCUCUGCUCCUCUGAAUGAUAAGGUCAUGGACCUUGCCUCUUUUGAGAAGUUCCUGAACGAGCACAUUAAGGUCAACAACAAGACCAAUAACCUCGGAGACGUGGUUGCUGUCUCGAGCGCUGAUACCAAAGUGAGCGUGACUGUUGCUGGUAAGAUGGCCAAGAGAUACCUGAAGUACCUCACCAAGAAGUACCUGAAGAAGCAGAGCCUUCGUGAUUACCUUCGUGUGAUUGCCAACGGAAAGACUGGUUACAAGCUCACCUACUUCAAUGUUGAGAAGGAUGAGGAAUAAACUUGUUUUCUCUGAUGAUUAUCGAAU